AUGAAGUUAAUAAACCAUUUAAGUUGCACUAAUUUAGUUUGGUUUCAGGAGCGAGCAUUGUGGAGAACUUUCUUAGUUCUGAUCUCCUUCCUGCGUUUCUCGCCACAAAACUAUAUUUUGUUGAAUAAACAACGUGACAUAGAACACUGUCUUGGAAAAAUAAAAGUAUUAUUAUUAAAAUUUAUAUUCGAAUUUUUUAUCUUCAAUAACACUUUUAAUGAUAUUUCAAAUAUUUUACAAUAUGAUAAACUAUUUGUUUUAUUUCAUAUUACUUGA
Vairimorpha ceranae is the source of this 276-nucleotide messenger RNA. RefSeq lists its product as hypothetical. The transcript has a single exon. Lineage: Eukaryota; Fungi; Microsporidia; Nosematidae. Bases 1 to 276 code for a protein of 91 amino acids. The record is from RefSeq and is a predicted model, not a curated record.